This is a messenger RNA of Rosa rugosa (rugosa rose), 840 nucleotides long. RefSeq lists its product as uncharacterized. Lineage: Eukaryota; Viridiplantae; Streptophyta; Magnoliopsida; Rosales; Rosaceae. The record is from RefSeq and is a predicted model, not a curated record. The transcript is spliced from 5 exons. Bases 1 to 840 code for a protein of 279 amino acids.
AUGGGAACUUGGGGGACUGGGGGUAAUGAUUGUACAGAAGCCAUGUGGCAUGCACUCGCCUUGAACUUCCGAUACUUCUACCAAAGACAAACUCUCCACCCAAGAGAACUCUUGACCGGGCACUUGGGGGACUUGUUGCUGGAUCAGACUCCUGUAGAGACAGCUAAAACAGAGAAGAUUCUUAGAUCUUUAACUGACAGAUCUAACUAUAUAGUCUGUCCAAUUGAAGAGUCUAAAGAUAUUGAUGAAUUGUCCAUUGAUGAGUUACAAAGCUCUUUGAUAGUUCAUGAGCAAAAGUUUUAUAGGCAGAAUGGUGAAGAACAGGCUCUCAAGGUGUCUUAUGAUCAUGAGGAGAAGUCAAGUGGAAGAUACGAGUGUCCUACAUGGGGCAAAGGAGCAAAUUAUGCAGAGAUGGAUGAGCAAGAAGAGAUGUUUUUGAUGGCUUAUGUUGAAAUCAAUAGGGCAAAGAGAGAAGAUGCAUGGUUCUUAGACUCGGGUUGCAGCAACCACAUGUGUGGUGAUAGAUCCUUGUUUUCUGAGUUAAAUGAGAGCUUUCGGCAAGUGGUGAAGUUGGGAAAUAACACAAGGAUGAGUGUUGCUGGAGUGUUCUUUGUGCCAGAGCUGAAGAAAAAUCUUCUAAGCAUAGGACAACUACAGGAGAGAGGUCUGCUAUUCUCAUAUAGGCAGGACAGUGAAACCGGCUUUCACACAACCUCUCAAGACAUCACUCAUCUUUGGCAUUGUAGACUCGGCCACCUCAGUCACAAAGGCAUAAAGACCUUGCAGCUUAAGAACAUGGUUCAUGGAUUGCCUAAGCUUCCUGUUUCAGAUGUGGUGUGA